AUGUUUAUUAUACGAUUAAUUUUUGUUAUUUUGUUAACUCUAAGUCUAACAAAUGCGUUGGCUUCUCUUCCUUCUUCAUCAAUUACCACCACUAACACUAAAAAAGAAGACUUACCCUAUCUUAAUGACGAUCUAGAGGAACAAAAUCAUGAAGAAGAUGACGAAAAAAAUCAUGGAUCUUGUCUUUCUGACACCUUUGGCAGUUGUAUUGCACAAAAUGCUGAAAAUGAAUCAAUCGAUUCAUUAUCAUCAUCUGAUGAACCAAGCAGCAGUGAUCAUGACGAUGAAAAU
Entrophospora candida is the source of this 291-nucleotide messenger RNA. Lineage: Eukaryota; Fungi; Glomeromycota; Glomeromycetes; Entrophosporales; Entrophosporaceae. The record is from the annotation of a GenBank genome assembly.